AGGUAGCGUAUGCCCAGUACUGUACCGUCCAUCAGCCACCAUGGAACGUGACCGCAGCAGCUCGUACGUAGCAGCAGCCCUGCUGCUGGUUUGCAUUUCGCUCGCCUCCGCGCCACGCGGCACCGAGGCCAACAUCUUUGGCGGCAAGCUCUACCAGAAAGCCCAGCAAGACUGCAUACUGUUUAUGGGUAUCAAUCCGCUCCGAUUGGACCAGUACAAAAAGUUCGUGUAUCCACCGGACCGGGACACGAUGUGUCUGAUCCGCUGCAUCGGCAUCUCGCUCGACUUCUGGGACGAUAUCUUAGGGUUCGACGUGGACCUGGCGGAGCAAGAGUUUAGUCCGCUAGUUGACGCCACCUUCAAGAAGUAUCUGGCCGGCAACAUUACGCUCAAGCUGGAGCUGCUCGAUCCGCUCGACAACUGUGCCCGGGCGUACUACGCCUUCCGGACGUUCCGUGCGCAGAUCCGUCAGUUUAUCGGCACGGGCACCACCACCAUGGCACCGAGCGUUAAUUUCCAACCAUUGACGGCGGUGCAGAUCCUGGACAUCAUCGUGGAUUGUGCGCGGGAAGUUAAUCUGCCUCCGUCAUUCCUGACCAGCUUAACCAAGGGCAUCAUUACCGACUGUCCCGAGGUCCAGUGCCUUAUUCGCUGUGCCGCCGUCCGUACUGGGCUGUACACCGAUAAGGACGGAGCGCUGCUCGCCAAUUUGCACCGUCAGCUAGACCCACCGGGAGAGGAUCUGGCCAGUUUCAGCCUGCGCCAGGGGAUGUGUUUGCAACGUAACCAACAGCCGCCGACGGCCGACUGCUGUACCCGUGCGUUCAAGCAGUUCUUCACCUGCCUGCGUCCCGAUUUUGAGCAGUUUUUCAUCAGAAACCGAGAGACCGUGAUGCAGCAUUUCUUGUAUAAAACGGACCAGCCUGCCGAAGGACAGGCAACCCCCGUGGUGCAGAACAAUGUGUUGGAUCCGUUCGGGGGCAAUAUGGGUAUGAUCUUAAGCUCGUACUAAUCGUAGUCACCCUCACGACUUAUCCGCUAAUUUAUCCGUUAGGCUUUGUAAAUAUACAAAUUUUGUCUGAGUUUAUAAUUAGAGCUGAUAACUUAAAUUCUUACUAGAUUUAUGUAGUGGGGAUGUUUUCGAAAAUGAAUAUUUUUUCUUAUUUAUUUAUCAACUAUUCCAACAACCACCUGCUUGCCUUGAGUAGAAAUAAAAAUUGGCAAUUAAAUGCUUAUUCCAAUAAACCAACUUUCUUCAAAUCCCAUCAUGUUAUAACUGUCAACGUGUUUCACACACAGCUGUCAGAAAUAUUUUACUUUAGCAUAUGACUGUAACCAAAUAGACAUCCUAACGGAAAAAGUGUCGAAAAAACCCCGUCAAAAGAACAAAAAAUUUACAUUUAAUGCAAACAAAACUCUGAAAUGUGGUUCUGUGCAGCGGGUGCAUCUUCCGGGAGCGGUUUAAAUCCUGCAUUUUUCGCCUUUGUUCCUCUCGCCCACUACCGGUACAGUGUGCCCAGCAACCAGACCCUUUGAAUACGUAAUCGGAACCCGGGAAAGCUGCUGCUUCUAGACUAACCGUCGGAAGCGGAUAAUGCACUUGCACGGCGCAAAGUAUGAGCCAAUGUGAAAAGCGACGGUAAGAUAUGCAAAGGCACACCAGGGGAACCACCCGGACGCCCAAAACGAGCGGCCGGUGCGAAUUGUGAGCGUAGCAAAGCUUCAACACAAUGUUGCUGUAGCCGUGCAGCGGGUGUAGCUCCACACCGGGGGGUUUUGAGCGCACUCAUACAAACAUACCGGUAAGAAAAUAAGCUGGGCAAGAAAGAAAGAAAAAAGUGCUUACAUUUACAUUUCAUUACACCGAGUGCUGCAAACCGAUCAUGGUGUGUACGGUAUGAGAGCAAAUAAGCUCGCUAACGAAAACUUUGCUACCUUUGCCUAAAAAUAACGAUGAAGAAAGAAACAAAGAGAAGAAAAAAAGAGAAAUACCCUUGAGCAUGCCGGCAUCUUCACAAUAGAGGUAUGAAUUCAAAACUGCUGCGAGGGCUAACGAAGUGCAUGAAGUAUGUCUCUGUGCGCAGAAAGGAUUCAUCGCUGAUAAGGGGCAAAGUAAUCUUGUUGCGAAAAUUUGAGUUCGUUUAACAGGUGUAAGGAUUUUACAGGUCAACAAUCUUUAUUAGUGAAUGGAACAUACUUUCAAUCUAUC
Messenger RNA from Anopheles gambiae (African malaria mosquito), 2209 nucleotides. RefSeq names its product general odorant-binding protein 45. The coding region runs from base 41 to 1012 and encodes 323 amino acids. Lineage: Eukaryota; Metazoa; Arthropoda; Insecta; Diptera; Culicidae. The transcript has a single exon. Gene Ontology annotation, biological process: sensory perception of smell. The record is from RefSeq and is a predicted model, not a curated record. Gene Ontology annotation, molecular function: odorant binding.